UUUUUUUUUCGCGUCCAAGCUCCCUUUCGCUUUUGUACAUAACUAUGUACCUAGACAUAACUAACUAGUGUACGAAGUACGAAGUACCUUUUAGCUUUCUUCCACGUCCGGCGGCAAACUAAAUUUAAAUCGCAUUCUUCCUUCAACCAUCAUCACCAAUCUUUACUAUCACUAGAUUGUAAUACAGGUUAUACCGUCAAGAUGCCGAAAUUCUUCUGCGACUACUGCGACGUCUACCUUACGCACGACUCCAUGAGCGUGCGCAAGGCCCACAACAGCGGUCGAAAUCACCUGCGAAACGUCGUCGAUUAUUACCAGCAAAUUGGACACGAGAAGGCCCAGUCCGUCAUCGACUCCAUCACAUCUUCCUACGCCGCCGAAGGCCAGGCUCACGCUAACCCCAUGCUGCCCCAAAACCAACCCGGCGGCGCCGCGGCGGCAGCAGCAGCAGCUGGGUUCCCCGGAAUGCCACCGCCACCCUUCAGCUUCCCCGGCGGUAUGCCGCCUCCGCCUUUCCCCGGUAUGCCUGCUGGUAUGCCACCCCCGCCGGGCGGCGCGUUUCCCCAGGGUAUGCCUCGUAAGUAACUCCCUUCACCCAUUUUGUCGCGUACUCCUAUAUGUUGAGACUUGAAAUUCUAACAUGUGCAUGACAGCUCCGCCAGGCCAAGGUGGUAGA
Messenger RNA from Daldinia loculata, 676 nucleotides. Its product is annotated as U1 zinc finger-domain-containing protein. The coding region runs from base 202 to 585 and encodes 127 amino acids. Gene Ontology annotation, molecular function: zinc ion binding; pre-mRNA 5'-splice site binding. Gene Ontology annotation, cellular component: nucleus; U1 snRNP. Lineage: Eukaryota; Fungi; Ascomycota; Sordariomycetes; Xylariales; Hypoxylaceae. The transcript has 2 exons. The record is from RefSeq and is a predicted model, not a curated record. Gene Ontology annotation, biological process: mRNA splicing, via spliceosome; spliceosomal snRNP assembly; mRNA 5'-splice site recognition.